Molecule: messenger RNA, 1371 nt
Organism: Nymphaea colorata (pocket water lily)
Lineage: Eukaryota; Viridiplantae; Streptophyta; Magnoliopsida; Nymphaeales; Nymphaeaceae
Product: KIN14B-interacting protein At4g14310-like
Source: RefSeq, a predicted model, not a curated record
UGGUCCUUCCAAAACAAUCCAUCAAGUGUUUGAGUAAAGAGGAACUAGAACCAAGGCUGUUUCCUGAUCAUAAUUCAGAAGCUGCUGAGAAAUCGUCCUCCAUUGACCAAUGUACUAUUGCCGAACGAGCUUCUUGUUGGAAAUGCUACGUCUAGCUUUACACAGUCCGAUCAUUUUUUCACACAUGGAGAUGGGGUUGCGAGUCCAGUUGAAGAAAAUCCCCUCGCCCUUGAGUUUCUGGCUUCCCUAGCACAUGCAAAUGAAACUCAAACAUUUGGGAACGAUGCAAUUGCGAAGCUUAGCCUUUGCACUAUCCAUGAAAUGGAAUCAUCAUCCAAUAAUGAAGAAAGCCAGAAGCAAUCCUCUGAUGCUCCCCAUCUAUCAAAGGAACUUGUUGAAGGGAAGGGCGAGUUGAAACUCUCAUGCGAUGAAAAACUGCAGCUCAAUGAUAAAGAAAAUCGGUCUGUUUCAGUGAGUCAAGGUCCUAACGAUUCUUGUGCUAAUCAGUUGAUUGAGAUUGGGGUAAAACCCUCAACUGGUGGAUGGUUUGUCUCAGAGGGUGAAUCAGCAUUGCUUGCUCAUGCUGAUGGUUCAUGUACCUUCAAUGAUCUUAUACACUGCGAGGAGAAAUCUGAAUAUGUACCUCCCGUUCAAGUUUCUCCUAACUUGUGGCGGGAUAUAUGGUUGAUUCGUGCGGCUGGUCCAGAUGGAUGCGCUGCAAAAUAUGUGGUGGCUGCAUCAGCUGGGAAUGUGGUGUUGGAUUCAGGUUUUUGUUCAUGGGAUUUUUAUUCAAAAGAAUUUCGGGCCUUUCAUACAGAGGGCAGAUGUCCGUUGGCUCUCUCUUCUCUGUCACACAGAAAUUCCCAAAGGAGAAGAAAUGUUCUUUCCACAAUUGGGGCACCUGAAAACCAUCAGUGGUGGUAUAAACCAUGCGGGCCUCCUAUUGUUUGAACUGCCACUUCUCAGAAGAAUGUCGGUGUAUAUGAUAUCCGUGAUAGUGACCUUGUGAUGAGAUAGGAAACGCAAACUCCUGUAGUAACCAUGGACUUUGCUAGCCCAUUGCAGUGGAGAAAUAAAGAGAAGGUGGUUGUUGCAGAAAGUGAAGCAAUCAGCCUAUGGGACGUUUCAUCAUUAAAUCCUCGUAUCCUAUCAUCUAUUUCUUGCUAUAAAAGGGUUUCUGCUCUUCAUAUUCAUAACACUGAUGCUGACUUUGGUGGUGGUGUUCGCCAGAGGUCUUAGGAUACCUAAACCUGGCGUAAAUGGGCAGUCACUUUUUGCUCGUGGAGACUCUGUUUUUCUAGGCUCUGUCAGUGGAAGGUUGACCUUAAAAGAGCAUAGUUCUCCAACAAUUCAGCAUUUCUCGUUGCGCAA